Messenger RNA from Coffea arabica (coffee), 1210 nucleotides. RefSeq lists its product as uncharacterized. Gene Ontology annotation, molecular function: catalytic activity. NCBI's taxonomy places the organism in Eukaryota, Viridiplantae, Streptophyta, Magnoliopsida, Gentianales, Rubiaceae. The record is from RefSeq and is a predicted model, not a curated record.
CCUCCCUCUCCCCAUCUCUCUCUCCCUCUCUGUCACACACACACACACUAACACACGCUCACGCACACGCAGCGCCACUAAAUUAAGAUGGUUAACCUUGUAGCAAUCCAAAAGCCAAUGUUGCAUGGCCUAAUGAAAAUGGCUGGAGUUGUACCUCAAACUAUAGAAAUCGAGUCAGGCACGGUGAUGAACUUUUGGGUUCCAACUGAAACCGUCCCAAAACAGAAAAAGUCCAAAAAACCCACUAGCUCCAACAACGUGGACGAAAUCAACCUUAAUCACAACAUCCUCAAACCUAAAACUGCGAAGCCAGUAGUAGUAUUAGUCCACGGCUUUGCAACUGAAGGGGUCGUCACUUGGCAAUUUCAAGUGGGUGCUUUAACGAAGAAGUAUUCGGUUUAUAUCCCCGACCUACUCUUCUUCGGCGGUUCAAUCACUGAUAGCUCGGACCGGUCACCGACUUUCCAGGCCGAGUGUUUGGCUAAGGGGCUUGCGAAGCUGGGGAUUGAGAAAUGUACGGUGGUGGGAUUUAGCUAUGGUGGUAUGGUGGCAUUUAAGAUGGCUGAGUUGUACCCGGACUUGGUUCAGGCGAUGGUGAUUUCGGGCUCCAUUUUGGCCAUGACUGAUUCCAUUAGUACCACAGCGUUGAAUGAGUUGGGGUUUUCUUCUUCUUCUGAGCUGCUGCUGCCAACUUCUGUUAAGGGUUUAAAGGCACUUCUCAAAGUGGCUGUUCACAAGAAGCUUUGGUUCCCCGAUCGGCUUCACAAAGACUUUCUUGAGGUUAUGUUCAAUAACAGAAAGGAAAGAGGAGAACUUCUUGAUGGUGUAGUAGUCAGCAACAAGGAUGCUACCAUCCCCACAUUUACACAGCAAAUACAUCUUUUGUGGGGCGAGAAUGAUCAGAUUUUCAAGCUCGAGCUAGCUCAGAACAUGAAACAGCAACUGGGAGAUAUGGCGACGAUUCAGGGCAUAGGGAAAGCAGGGCACCUGGUUCACCUAGAGCGACCCUGCGUCUACAAUAGGUGUCUUAAGAAGUUCCUUGCUUCCCUGAAAGCAGAUGAAGCGCAAAAAUUCAUCUGAUUUUCUGAAAGAAUUCAUCAUGUCCUCUUUUUGAUUUCCUUCCUUUUGUUAACAUUAUUAUUAUUACUGUUUAGUAGUAUUUAAUUAAUUGAAUCAAACAUGAAAUUGGUGUGGUGUGCCCACACUCAGC